Folsomia candida is the source of this 3849-nucleotide messenger RNA. It is a transcript of the gene Zip99C, whose product is annotated as zinc transporter ZIP13. Gene Ontology annotation, molecular function: zinc ion transmembrane transporter activity. Gene Ontology annotation, cellular component: membrane. Bases 2473 to 3648 code for a protein of 391 amino acids. Gene Ontology annotation, biological process: zinc ion transmembrane transport; intracellular zinc ion homeostasis. NCBI's taxonomy places the organism in Eukaryota, Metazoa, Arthropoda, Collembola, Entomobryomorpha, Isotomidae. The transcript is spliced from 5 exons. The record is from RefSeq and is a predicted model, not a curated record.
GCACGUAGUCAUUCCGUUCAUUCAGGAUGCGUUGGUUGCAUGUGUGUAUUUUGUUGAUAAAUAUACACAAGAAAGAAAAGCAGUCUGUGCACAUAUAAAGUGCUGAUUCGACACAUUAUUUAAUACGAAAAGGCCUCCUUGCUUGCAUGCAUGGAAUAUGAAUCUGCAGUGGAAAACUUGUUGAACAAUUUUGAAAACCUCGCUAUAUAGUCGUUCUUCGUGCCACGGAUGGGUUCACAUUUUAAAACUGGUUCUCCAAUUCACAAUUUUGCUACUUUCCACAUUAUUUUAUAUGAAGAAAAGUGCAAGAAUCUGGUCAGAAAGGAUUCACUCAGCAGACGUCGAGGUGGCAGAAAUGUAGGAAAUUUGGACUUUUUCAAAGUUAUUUUGUCCCAAAAAAAGAAGUCAUAAUCUUGACUUUGGAGUCAAAAAAGGACAAAAAUUCGUGUAUAUCAAAUCUAUCUACCUCUAAUUUUGGGGUUUGUUUACUCCUCAAAUAAUUAAUUAGUUGAUAUCAUCCUCACCACCACCUAAAAGUGUCGUCGUAAAUCAAAACCUCUAUAAAUUUUCGAUAUUAUAAAAGUGAUACACUCUUAGAAAUCCAUACUUUAUAUGACGUAAAAUAUAACUCGAUAUAACUUCCAAAGUGCCACUACCCCACUUAUAGCGAAUCGCUCUCUCUCGGCCACAAAGUAAGCCAUUUUACCCUGUAACAAUAUUCACAGGGUAACUGAGCGCCCAAUAGGGUAACGACCGUAACCCUAAAUCGCGUUGAUUAUGACUUUACUUUCUUGCUUUGAUGACCCCAGGAAAAGUUACUUAAGCGUAGUCGCAGUAUUAGUACUUUAAUAAUAUAUUUUAUUUCACAUUCAACAUUGCAUUACAAAUUACCCUUAUUAUGAACCACUAGUGAGGAUAUUUGUAAACGCUGGACCCUAUUAACUUAAGAUAAUUUUUUUAAUGUUAUACUAAAGGUUUAAAAUUAGUUUUGCACUUAAAACAAAGAUAUACCAAGUUCUCACAAAUUGUACAAUGCAUUCCAAAGCCGACCUAAAAUGACCUAGAAAACCUGACAAUUUUCUCCUGAAAUUAUUAACAGAGUCUCGUCCGUAAUAUCGUCAUCUGUUUAAAGACAAUUAAAAUAAAAAAUUAAACGCAAUGUAAAUUAAAUUUGUGUAUAAAUUAUGCAAAUUGUGCGAAUUUCUUACCCUUCAGCGUCCCCGUCCAAAUUGUUGCAAUAACCUCCUCGUUUCCUCCAUUAUUUGCUUAUGAGUUAACUAACUAAUUAAUUAACUAUCAAUUUAACUAACCAGCACUGACUGGCUGAGUUGCGAGUUGUAAUGAGAGCGAGGGAAAAGUCAGCGUCUGAAGAAUAUCCUAAAUGGGGUUUGCUUACUCUAAAUGGUAUAAUAGCUUACUUUAUGGUUUAGAAAAUAGUGGUUUUACUUCACAUUUGGUGAGUUUUGUCAUUACUUUGAAUGAAGUUGACCAUUUUACUUCGAAUCAAGUGAGGUUUACUUUAAACCGCAUAACGUUCCAUUUUACUUCAUGAAAAGAUAUUGAAUUUUCUAAGAGUGUAAGGUAAAGUGACAUUGUGUAUGUGGAUGGACAAAAGUGUGGACGCAGCGUUUAUUAUACCAAAAAGAGACAAAGACUAGCCUGUGUCAUGGAUGGAUGGCAAACAUGUCAUCAUAAAAGUUGUCGUCUUAUCAGAAACUAAUUUUUUUCCGCUGGAUUGAAAUAUUGAACUCUCAUCAUAUUUAUUUAAGUUUAACUUAGCAGUCACCAAAUAAAUGUACAAUAAAUACUAAUAAUCAGUCAUGACUAUGAACAUGAAGAAGAGAUAUCAUUGUUUCGUCGUUCACAAUGAUUUCGUCAAAUCCAAUCCACUCCACGACUUGAAUAACAACUGGGCUGUCUUUCUGAUCAUCAGUUUCAUUAAAACAGAGGGACCCAGCCGAGUUGCAGUUUAGUUUGAUGAGAGAUCCUGUCCCAGACUGACAGCCGUGGUGGUGUCAAAUUUCGCCAAUUUUUCCCAUUCGCCAUGUCCGCGAGGAAGAUGCUGUUGUUCAAGUGGGACAAUAAAUUUCACUCGAGUCUCAUCAAUUUGUUGAUCGGAGAGCGAAUUAUUAGCACUUCCUGUCAGUCCAGCAUCAGUGUCAAAUAAUUUUUGCGCAAUUAAUAGUUUUCGCAAAUUUCUAAUGGUUCAAGGUGACCCGAGAAGAGAGAGAGAACUUUCUUAACGACUGUAUUGUUUAGCGUGUCCUAAAAUGUAGGUAUUGUUUCAUUGUUUUGUUGAGUGUAUCCAAUAAUAAAUACGACUUUUUAGUGUCAUCAUCAGCCAGCCGACGGGGUGUCGAUCACAAAUUAAUUGACAAAGUUGCUAUCACUAAUUUUUUCGGUGGAGUGAAGUUUGAAGUGAAGUGGAGUUUGUCCUGAUUAAUAAUUGUCCUGCUGAUAAUCGAAGAGACGAUGGCUCUCCCAUUCCCACAGGGCAACCUGGCCAUGGACUACUUCAACAAUUCGUCGACCUUCUACUGGCCAGGAUUUUUUGAAAAUGUGUCCAACGCCACGGUUCUGUAUGAUCAGCUGAUCGCCGAAGUCGUCGCCAAGGUGUCGGUCGACUAUCCCAAGUGGGUCAUGUCCAUUGGGGGGUGUUUGCUGGUCGGGUUGAGUGGGAUUUUUCCACUACUACUGUUUUCACAGGAGGGGGGCAAUCCCCUCAGUGAGAAGGGGAGGGGGAAGAUGGAUACGAAUAAUUCAGCCAUCAGCCCACGCCAAUUGAAAAGACUGCUCAAUUUCGCAGUGGGAAGUUUACUCGGUGAUGUUUUCCUACACUUGCUCCCAGAAGCGUGGAGCGCUGCCAGAGAAUCCGGCUCAAGUAAACACGAGACUCUAAUGCUGCUGGGAUUCUGGGUGCUAAUUGGUAUCAUUAGCUUCGUCAUUUGUGAAAAACUAGUCGUCUUUGCAAACUCGGAGGGCGGCGACGACGACGACGACGCCCAUGUCGACGUUGGCGUUGAGGAGGAGGAGAAUUUUGAGACUGAAAUAAACAUAUCGGAUUCCUCGAAUAACAAUGUAGAAAAGAAGGUGAAACCCGUCGCGAACGGGAAACCGGCAGGGGGACAGUUUCCCCCGGAAGAAGAACCUUCCUCAUCCUCCAAGUCAUCCUCAUCUCAUCAGAACAAGCACAUCGCAGGUUACUUAAACCUGGUGGCGAACGGGUUUGACAAUUUCACUCAUGGAUUAGCAGUCGCUGGGAGUUUUGUGAUAUCCUUCCGGAUCGGGAUUCUAACCACGAUUGCAAUCCUAUUACACGAAAUUCCUCAUGAAAUCGCAGAUUUUGCCAUUCUUCUACGUGCCGGAUUCAAUCCUUGGAAUGCGGCAAAAGCACAACUUUACACGGCCACCAUUGGACUCCUCGGUGCUAUAUUUACCCUCAGUGUAGACUCCAUGCAGUCAAAUAUGGGAAACCUAACCUGGUGGAUCCUCCCCUUCACGUCGGGCUGCUUUAUAAAUAUCGCGUUAACCAACCUACUUCCAGAUCUGGUCAAGGAGGACGAUCCGAAAGAAGCGGUCAAACAAUUUGGUGGGAUUUUACUAGGUAUCGGAGUCAUGGCGUUGGUCUCAAUGUUUCACGAGGGAUGAAUUUAAGAAAUUUAAAUAAAUAUACGAAAAAUGCUCCUUUUUUAUCUUGCUCUGUUAAAAAAAUAUAUAUUUAAUUUUCAAAUCCUGCUGUGUUAGCUGCACACAGAACUGAUUAUAAUGUUGCAUUCCUAUUGUACGAAUACUCUUAAAAUAUAAAUAAAUAUUUGUAUGAAUAAAGAUAAAUAUUACGGUUGAUAAAAA